Messenger RNA from Closterium sp. NIES-65, 1689 nucleotides. Lineage: Eukaryota; Viridiplantae; Streptophyta; Zygnematophyceae; Desmidiales; Closteriaceae. The record is from the annotation of a GenBank genome assembly.
AUGCUGGGAGGUUUCUGGCAGGUGACGGACAUCAUCAUCCCGAAUCGCCAGCGCUCCUCUGCACAGUUCUUCUCCGUCAUGAAUUCGAGCAGCGGCGGAAGCAGCAGCAGCGGCGGCAGUCCCGGCGAGGCGCGGACGCACUGCGGUCUUCCCGCGCACCAGCGCCCGCAUCCGCCGCCGCGGCCGUCGUACCCGCCUGACCCGCGCGCGUUCGACUUCUCCUUUGCACUCAACAACCCCGAAUUCAGCGACCGCUGCCUCUCCCUCGAAAUUGCCGCGGAUGAGCUGGAGGACGAAGGUGGUCGUGAGCCGGGGGAAGAGCAGGAGCACGCGGAGGAAGGAUGGCGUAAGCAGGGACACGAGAACGGUCACGAGCGAGAGCGCGGAGAGGAAUUACGGAAGGGUAAAGAAGAGCGGAUGGGGAAUAACGGAAUGGCGUUUGCAGAUCUCGCUGCCACAGCUGGCAUGGACGGCUCAGAUUCAAGCACGAUCGACGGCGUGACUGAUGCCGCAGCAGCCUCUGCUGCUGGCGCUGACAGAAACAGUGGAGGUGCAGCAGCAGCUGGUGCUGCUUUCAUUGGCAGCAGAAGCAGCAGCAGCAGCAAGAGCAGCAGCAGCAGCAGAAGCAGCAGCAGCAGCAGCGGGGGUGCAGAGCAGCAGGUGCAGGUGCCUUGUGAGACAUCUCAGAAGCCUCGUAGGGUGCAGGUGCACGUGAUAUCAGCCAUCCUCGUGUCCCAGUCUGACUUCUUCAAAUCUCUCUUCUCACCGCAAUGGCGCCUGCCUCCUCCUCUCCCUCCUCCUUCUACUUCGUCUGACUGUGCAAAGCCUGCUCCGGUCACCAUCCGACUCGCACCCGAAGAGCAUCACCCCUUCAUGCAUCUGCUGCACUAUCUGUACACGGGGCGGCUAGGCUCCGAUGAUCCCGAGGCUGUGCUGCACCUGCUGCUGCUGGCGAAUAAGUUCUCCGUGCUAUCCUGUGUGGACGUGUGCGCGCACCACCUGAGGGAGGUGCCUCUGACGCUUGACAUCGCCUGCACGCUCCUCCGAGUCUGCUCCAACGUUGCUCUCUCUGACGCUGCCUCCUUCCUCCUUGCCUCCUCCUCGGCCUUCCUGGUGCAGCACUUCACCUCUCUGGAUGCCACCUGGCAGACGCCCGACUUUCUCUCUCUCCCUCUCGAGGCGCUGCAAGCCCUGCUGGGGAGCGACGACGUGGGAGUGCAGGCCGAGGAGACGGUGCUGCAAGCCUGCCUGCACUGGGUGCGGCACCACUGGCCGGACGACUUAGCACAGCGCAAGGAGAUGCUGGGAAGGUUAGCAGGCAACAUUCGCUUCCCAGCAAUGGCAACAUCUGCCCUGCAUGCGCUCAUCACCACCACACCAGAAGCGGACUCCCCCACCCUCCACGCACUCGUCACAGAGGCCCUCUGGUUCAAGUGCUCCUCGUUUGAACGCCAGCAGCAACUGAUUCUAGGCUCAAUUCAGCAGCAGCACAGGCGAUACCAGCGCCGGCGCCAGCUGUCCGUCUGUAGCGAGGUGCUGCUGCAGGACUGCUACAUGCUACAGCCGGGACAGGCAAUACUCUUGGCAGGAGGAGCGUGGCUGCACGGCAAACUCUUCUCGCUCAAGGUCAUGCGAGUGGCAGCGCCUGUUGGGGGGUCAGACUUCGGCCUGUUUCUCCAAGCUUCUCAG